Messenger RNA from Juglans microcarpa x Juglans regia, 949 nucleotides. RefSeq names its product 36.4 kDa proline-rich protein-like. The coding region runs from base 77 to 733 and encodes 218 amino acids. The record is from RefSeq and is a predicted model, not a curated record. NCBI's taxonomy places the organism in Eukaryota, Viridiplantae, Streptophyta, Magnoliopsida, Fagales, Juglandaceae. The transcript is spliced from 2 exons.
CAAAUGGUAGCUUCAUUCACUGAAUACCCCAACACAUCCCCGAGUAGUACGUACCUAGUAUAGUUUGUUGAAGAAGAUGGGGAAAUAUGCCCUGGCUUCUCUCUUUCUACUACUAAACUUGGCUGCUAAUUUGCUCACUUCUCUUGCUUUACCCUACUGUCCUCCUCCAAAAUAUCCCCCAAAACUCCCACCUAAACACCCUCCCCACAUAAAGCCACCCUUUCAUCAUCCUCUCCCACCAAAGUCUCGGCCUCCAGUGGUAAAGCCGCCCUACAUACCUAAACCUCCAGUAAAACCCAAGCCUCCUGUUUACCCUCCCUAUGUCCCCAAACCUCCCGUUGUGAAGCCUCCUGUUAUUCCCAAACCUCCCAUUGUUUACCCACCACCAGUAGUGCCGAAGCCUCCCCCAACAGAAAAGCCAUGCCCUCCUCCCCCACCUCAUGCUCUGCCAUCGCCGACUCCACCAGCACCGCAAACAUGCCCCAUUGACGCUCUGAAGCUAGGUGCAUGCGUGGACGUAUUAGGCGGCCUUGUGCACGUAGGGAUUGGCAGUAGUGCUAAGGACACAUGCUGUCCAGUGCUGCAAGGACUGUUGGACUUGGAUGCCGCUGUAUGCCUCUGCACCACCAUUAAGGCUAAGCUUCUGAAUCUCAAUAUCAUAAUUCCCAUCGCUCUUCAGCUCCUCGUUGAUUGUGGCAAAACUCCACCGUCAGGGUUUAAAUGUCCCGCAUAAUUAGGCUGGAAUAUGUGUCGUGGAAGGAAAAUAAAAAGGAAGAUCGAUGUACUUUUUACAGAAUUUGUAUGUUAAUGUUCCGUACGUCCAUCUGCAUCAAAAUGAUAUACUGUGAGAAUAAAUGUUUUAGUGGGCCGGACAAUAGUGUUGCAUGUUUUAUACGCAUGCAGUAGUUCAUGUACGUACGUAUUAUGAAUGAACUUGUUUAAUUUCGUA